This is a messenger RNA of Seminavis robusta, 4173 nucleotides long. The record is from the annotation of a GenBank genome assembly. NCBI's taxonomy places the organism in Eukaryota, Bacillariophyta, Bacillariophyceae, Naviculales, Naviculaceae.
GUAACGUUUAUGGUCAUCUGUGGUGCACCGAGCUUCAGUAUCCAAAGUCAUCCAAAUUGCGACCAUGACGAAAGGUGCCGUCGCCUAAGCUCUCUACUGAUACACAACAAGAAGGACAGAGGCUCAUCACUUCUAAAGGUCUCACUCAUCAGGCAAAGAGGCAACAGCUCGACUGUGUGGUGGCAGUACUACUGGUAGUACUAGUGGUGGUGGAGAGAUCAGUGGUCAAGAGACAAGAGCAAGGAGUGCUCUACUCCACUCUAGCUAGCUAGCUACUAGUGCUAGCACUCCUCUCCUCAUCAGAUCAGAUCAGAUCAGAUCAGAAGCAUCUACUGAAGAGCAGAGGAGAAGUUCAGUAGCAUCAGAGAGGAGGAAGAGCUGAAGAGUUGGACCUUCAGUGUGACUGAGGCAAGACAAGACAAGACAAGUCCAUUGGCAUAAGCUAGACAGACCACUAGUUAGCAUCUAGCUACUGUAUAGCAAGGGCAAGGCACUGAGUUUGGCUUACGGUGGCUUAAGGCGGACAAAGACAAAAGCUCUCUGAGAUCAGUGAGUGAAAAAGAGGUCAGGUGUGAUCAGGUCAGGUCAAAAGAAGAGACUACUAGGUACUAUCUAGUGCAAGCUAGUAGAUCAGGUUGAUCAAGUGAAGACAGUGGUUUGAUCAGAUCAGGUCAGGUCAGAUUGAUCAGGUAAAAAAGACGACAAUUCAUUCUAUUUUUGAGUGUCAGCAAGGAAGACAAAGCCAAGAUGGCAGCAAGCAGUGUGAGUCAAAAUGACGCCGUGUCGAUGCUGACUGCGCAACCCGGAGGCGGCAUUCAGUACUACAGUUGGCACUUGAGUUUACGCGUGGAUCGUCCCGUGGAAGGCUGUGCCAUGAGGCCUCAUGCGUACAUGUACUCCAAGAAACUGGAUGAACGAGAUCUCGACAAGCCAUUGCCCAGCCAUUCCAAAAAAAUGAGAGAACCGCCACCGCAUCACGAAUUCGUCUAUCGAUGGUUUCGAGGACCUCCCGAAGAGCCCUGUGCGUACGAUGGAUGUCCUCGUCGCACGUCCUUUUCGCCUCAUGAUUGGUCGCUCCACGCACUCGGAAUGAGACACGGCGUCAUGCCCAAUACCGUCAAAACACCCGCUGCCUGUCGAUUGCAGUGUGUCUCCACACAGUCGUCACUAUACAUGUGCACCUUUUGCAACUCAAAAUGCUUUGUACAGGCAUGGAAGACACAAUACACCAUGCCCAGAAAUAAUAGUAAUGGAGGAAAUGGAACCUAUACAGCCAGUUCCUACAAUGCACAACAACACGCACAACAACAAGCCAACAGUCGAUCCACGACACCCACACCCUAUGGAGGAGGAGGAAAUCAUCACUUACGCAGUCCUUCUUUUGACGACACGGCAUCCGUCGGAAGUCAAGGAUCCACCGGACGCAUCCAAAUGGGAGCACGAUCCCCCAUUCCACCGGGGACCCCACGGGCCGGAUACAACAAUUACGGCGGCUACAACCCAUCGAGCAACAAUAAUGACGAAGAAGAAUGGAUGGAAGUUUCUCGCGAUCAAAUCUUUAUCCCCGGACCGGACGAUGUCGGACGCAAACUCAAAUUGGAAGCCGCCGCUUACUCCCACGAUUCCAUGGGCGAACGACUCAUGUAUCGCGUCGUCAAGACCGAUUUGGUGCUGGCGAGAGCACCCGAUCCGCCCACACGACAAUUGGUGGUACACAAACAAGGGCCCGCCGGUGCCGCCAUUAGCACCACGACGGCACAAACUACUGCGGCCAAUUUGCCACUCUCCUACGGUAAUCAUCCGGGAGCGCGAUUCCGGGUUGUCACCUACAAUGUACUCGCGGAAAUUUAUGCCACGCAGCAACAAUACCCCUACUGCGAUUUUUGGGCACUCUCUUGGGAUUAUCGGUUUCAAAACAUUCUUCGAGAAGUCAUGGACGCCGCCCCGGAAGUCGUAUGUCUCCAAGAAGUACAAGCCGAUCACUACGAAAGUCAUCUAUAUGCCGCAAUGAGUGAUGCAGGAUACGAAGGGGUCUACAAACAAAAGACAAGACAGAGUAUGGGACUCGCUGGAAAGGUCGAUGGAUGUGCGCUCUUUUGGAGGCGAGCGACAUUUCAUCUAGUUGAAUCAUACAGCAUUGAAUUCAACGAACUCGCACAAAGACAAGCCACACAGUUGGGACUCAACACCAACAAUCACGGACGUGGCAGUGACGAAGGAGUCGCUUUUCUGAAUCGAUUGUCCAAGGAUAAUGUCGCACAGCUCGUCGUACUCGAACUCGCACAACCGCCACCCUCGUCGUCCUCCUCCAAGGGCGCCAAUUCCAACACACAAAUCUGUAUUGCCAACACGCAUCUAUACUCCAACAAGGACUUUCCGGAUGUCAAACUUUGGCAAUGUUGGCAGUUGUUGCAAGAACUAGAGACUUUUGUCAUGAGUCGGGGUGGAUCGCCCAACAGUUUGCCUCUCAUUAUCUGCGGGGAUUUCAACUCUACGCCCGACACGGCCGUCUACGAGUUGUUGUCGCGACAAACGGUACAUCCCGGACACCCCGAUGUCAAUGUCAAUUACACGCAACAACAACAAAAUGGUGAAGACGUGCCCAACAUUUUGCCCGAUGCCCACAACAUUACGCACAGCUUUCAGUUGGGGAGCGCCUAUCAGACCGUGCUGGGCGAAGAACCCAAACAAACCAACUACACGGGGCAUUUCAAGGGCGUACUGGAUUAUGUCUGGUACAGCAUCCCGUCUCUGCGUCCGUUGUCGGCAGCGCCCAUUCCCGAUGAAGGAAUGCUGACGAGACAUGGAGAAGCCCUGCCCAGUACAGAGUUCAGCUCCGAUCACAUCAUGUUGAUUUCGGACUUUCAAAUAUUGCCCGGAAAUGGUGGAGGCAAUAGUGGCUUGGGGGUAAGACCGUAAGACUGCUAAUUUCAGUAGUAGAGGUCGACUUGCAGAUGUUGUUUGUUUGUUAUUUUAAAUAAAUAAAUGUGGUUGGUAUGGAUGGACUGCAUUGUUGGUUGGAAAAGGAUUUGGAAAGUGUUGGAAUGGAAGCAACGUUGGAGAGUGAAGGAACGGAAUCGAGAAAGGAAUGGUGGGAGGGAGCCAGCACAUCCUAGACAUGUGACGACUUGGUGGAACGGAGAGAUCCGGAGGUGAGAGUCAAGUAUUGUGGGGCGAGAUCGAUCUCGAAUGGGCAUCCCCAUUUUUGUGGUCUACAGUACGGUACGGUACGAGCAUCGUAUUUUUGAAGCUCUGCGAGCUGGCGGGUCGAGCAAUAAUAGAUAUGAUGUUUCAUACAGCAUUUCACGUUGCUGUGAUGCGCUGUGCUGUACCAGUAUGGCGUCGUUGGUCUUCGGUCUUCAGUACGGUGCCGGGGAGUUCAUCGAUUAAAUAGAUCCAUCAUACAUUCCAACCCCAAGGAUAGUGUUUUCGCUUUUUCACGCCAGAAAACGGGCACGGUGGCACCGGUACAGGCAGCCAGAAUUGGAUCUGGCCUCUCCUCCCCAAGAUCCUUGACGAGGGGCGUUCUCCCUCUAUCUUUAAAGCAAGGUGUGGAAACAGGAUUUUGCUUACUGUGACACGAGGGCAUUCUCCCUCGAUCUUUAAUACAGCAAGGGGAGGCAACAGGAUUUUGCUUACCACCUUGAAUGGUUGGUCUCAACUGGAUCUGGAUCUUGCGUUCUCCUCUCAAAAAGAGGCGACACGACGAGGGCGUUCUCCCUUGAGAGGAUUUUUGCGUCCGAACUUUGAUUGCAUGGUUGGUCUCAUAAAGUAUUGUUUUGAGCCCUCAAAGCUCCUUCUCAAGAAAAACUUCGUCAUCUACUUUAUCAUCAUCAUCAUGGGAUUCUUUUCCAACCCCAAGAAGCCCACCCGUGCAUUCGUCAAGAAUCCAAGCAAGGUCAUUGCGAACGAUGUAAAGAAGAUCAUCAAUGGCAGCCAUAGCCAUCCUGUUCCACUUCCCAAUGGCGGUGGGCAUGUGACGCCUGGUGUUACGAUUCAAGGCGGCAAGGUCACCGGUGGCUCGAUUGGCGGUCAGUUCAACCUCUAGCUAGACCGGAAAGUUCACGCGUCGGCACCGUUCAAUCAUUGUUUCGACACAUCAUUCAAUGAUCGUCAGAAAAAGAAAAAUGUACUGGUUGGAUGCAGAGACUAUGGUAGCAGUAAGAAUCCAAA